Messenger RNA from Myotis lucifugus (little brown bat), 5255 nucleotides. It is a transcript of the gene PURA, whose product is annotated as purine rich element binding protein A. Gene Ontology annotation, molecular function: RNA polymerase II transcription regulatory region sequence-specific DNA binding; purine-rich negative regulatory element binding; DNA-binding transcription factor activity, RNA polymerase II-specific. NCBI's taxonomy places the organism in Eukaryota, Metazoa, Chordata, Mammalia, Chiroptera, Vespertilionidae. Gene Ontology annotation, cellular component: nucleus. The record is from RefSeq and is a predicted model, not a curated record. Gene Ontology annotation, biological process: regulation of transcription by RNA polymerase II.
AUGCCCCUGCUCCGCUGGGUUCUGGUGGUGCGGCGCUUGGGCUCGGGCGGCUCCCUGGGGCACCCGGGCUCAGGCUCGGGCUCCGGGGGCGGUGGUGGCGGCGGGGGCGGCGGCGGCAGUGGCGGCGGCGGGGCCCGGGGGGGUUGCAGCAUGAGACGCAGGAGCUUGGCCUCCAAGCGGGUGGACAUCCAAAACAAGCGCUUCUACCUGGACGUGAAGCAGAACGCCAAGGCCCGCUUCCUGAAGAUCGCUGAGGUGGGCGCGGGCGGCAACAAGAGUCGCCUCACUCUCUCCAUGUCAGUGGCCGUGGAGUUCCGUGACUACCUGGGCGACUUCAUCGAGCACUACGCGCAGCUGGGCCCCAGCCAGCCGCCCGACCUGGCCCAGGCGCAGGACGAGCCGCGCCGGGCGCUCAAGAGUGAGUUCCUGGUGCGCGAGAACCGCAAGUACUACAUGGAUCUCAAGGAGAACCAGCGCGGCCGCUUCCUGCGCAUCCGCCAGACGGUCAAUCGGGGGCCCGGCCUGGGUUCCACGCAGGGCCAGACCAUUGCGCUGCCCGCACAAGGGCUCAUCGAGUUCCGCGACGCUCUGGCCAAGCUCAUCGACGACUACGGAGUGGAGGAGGAGCCGGCAGAGCUGCGAGGCACCUCCUUGACUGUGGACAACAAGCGCUUCUUCUUCGAUGUGGGCUCCAACAAGUACGGUGUGUUUAUGCGAGUGAGCGAGGUGAAACCCACCUACCGCAACUCCAUCACCGUGCCCUACAAGGUGUGGGCCAAGUUCGGACACACCUUCUGCAAAUACUCGGAGGAGAUGAAGAAGAUUCAAGAGAAGCAGAGGGAGAAGCGAGCUGCCUGUGAGCAACUCCACCAGCAGCAACAGCAGCAGCAGGAGGAAACCACCGCUGCCACCCUGCUACUGCAGGGUGAGGAAGAAGGGGAAGAAGAUUGAUCAAACUGAAUGGAAAAAAAACCCCACACACAUGCAUACACACACAUACAUACUCACACACAACUACACACACAGAAAAUAUACUGUAAAGAAAGAGAGAAAAUAAAAAGUAAAAAAAAAAAAAACUUAACUCCAAGGGAGCACCACCCACAGAACCUCCACCAACUGACAGUUUCUCUUCUUGACUUGCCACCCAUCGCUGGAUGUUGUCCACUUUAUCCACCAUAUAAAACAGUAAGCAGCUGCUAAAACAAAAAAAAAUACAAAAAGUAAUAACAUUAUAUGAACUGUGUUUCCUACUUGAUUAAAAAAUAUAAAGAACUGAGUGUUUAUUUCCCUAAUUAACCAAGAACUUUUGUACACGUUUAAGCUAUUAUUAUUAAAAGUGUUUGCAAAAUGGUCAAGAUUAUAAUAUUGCUGAAUUAUAUAAAAGUCCUUUUCAUGUUGAGCUAACAUUUGACUUUAGCACAAAAAAGAGAUAUUUUAGAACACGUAAAAUAAUAUUUUUAGUUUUUCUCAUUUUGUUACCAAAUUUCAAACCUUACAUGGAGGUUAUUAUAGUAUAUUUGACACCCUAUAUACCUGUGAUUAGAGAUGUGUAUAUAUAUGAGGGCUAGGCAUGCUGUGUGUCUGAGCUUUGUCUAAAUGUUAUGCAGAAGUUUGUAGAGUUAAAGGUACGUAGGUUUAAUUCAUGCAAGAUAAACAAUAAGUGCUCUCUUUUAUACAAUAUGCAUUGCAUCUGGACCUUAAACAUAAAAAUGGUCAGUGAAACUUCUGUGAACAUGAAGAAAUUAUUAAAAAAGGCAUUUAAAUGAAAUUUGCUAAGUUGUGAUUUUUAUGGUUGGAACCAAAGUUAUUCAAAUAGCAAAAGGAAAUAGAGAAAGAGAGAAAAAGGAAAUCUCCCAUAAUAUUUUUCUGCAUCUGUUUGCUUUGACUGAGUAGUCAUUUUGUCAUUGUGUAUAUGAGAUGUACUUGUAUUGUUCAUAAUAUAUUUUUUUCAUUAUGUGUAGAAAGAUUUUAAAAACUAACGUGCAGCAAUUUCCAGUGAACCUGUACUUGGACAUCAGGUAGUGAGUCUAUUUGUGGUCACUAGCACUGUCUCCUAAACUUGUAAGAGGUCUGAAGCUAUCCUUUGGUUUUUGCCAGUGCUAUUAACUUAUGUAGACCUGUUAAAAAGCAGAGCAACACAAUUAUAGUUAUCCUACUGAGCCAUGGAUUCUGAGUUUCCUUUUAAAAGAGAAAGCUAAGUUAAGUUGGUGUACGUAAAGGAUUUCCAUGUAGCUGUGGUGCUAGUUAUUACUGGCUACAUUAUAUGCUAAGUGUAUUUGUGUUCCCCAAGUGUACAAGCCUAUCAAAAGUAUGUUCUAUCAUUCAUAUAUUCAAGGUGUAGCGUAUGAAAAUGAAAAGCUUAGGAGAGCACUUUACCAAGCUGGUGUCCUCCAAACUGAAAUUGUUAGUAACGAUAGUCUUUUACAGGUUUUCAUUUAAAAAUGUUUGUGUGCUUUUAAUUGACAACUAACUCCUUGCUGCUGUAUAGUAAAAUAUUAAUAUAUUUUUAUCAUUAAACUGCUGCAUGACUAUCAUCUUUGAGUGAAGAGAAAAUGUUAUAAAAAAAGAUGCCUUAAACAGUACAUUUUGGUUUGGAAUUCUGUAGAAAGUAUUUUGUGUUUGUUUUUUUAAAAAGGACCUUGUCUGACAUAGAGAGUUCUGCGGAUAGAAUUGUUUCUUGGCAAAUUCAGACAUAUAGAUCUAACUGCUGUAUGUAGGAGACAUCACCUGUAGGAGCUGGAAGGUGUCAGUGCUUCUCAUAUUGUAAAGCAUUGGCCUAGGAAGGUGAAACAGUUGUCUUUUUGAAGGAUUUUUUUUUUCUGCUGGUUCUUUGGUUUUGAUUUGAUAUUUUUAAGCUCCCUGGUUGAGUGUGUUGUCUUUGUUUUUGAGAUCUACUGUAUGUGUUGAAUAACAAGCUAUUUCCAUUGUACUGUGCAUUUUCCCAUUAUAGUUCCCAUAGUUUGCUUUUACUAUUCAUACAAUGUUAAAUAUGAAGUGACCGUACAAUAGUUAGGAAUUUCUUUACUUACAAAAUCACUGGAAAUAGUUAAAUUGCUUUUCCCCUUUCCCCAAGGUGCAUUUUCUUAUUUCCACAUAGUAAAGUUGAGCUUUUACAGUGCAUAAUGUGACAUUUGGAAUGCUUAUUCAACUGCAUGUAAACAUUAAUAACCUGCACUUUUUUGUCUUAAGGUUUGUUGAGCUGUUUUGUUCACUGUACUUUAACUGUGAUAUGGAAAAGACUGCAUUAUCUGUGCUGUUACUAGUUAGGAAAGAGAAUUGCUUUGAUUUUGUCUCUUGUUUACUAUAGCUUCUUAAAGUUAAUCCUUGUACUACAGGUUGUUGGAGUACUCCUAGAUCAGUGUUUUAUAGUAGCCAGCAAUAAGUAGUGCAGGUCAACAAAAACACAGCAAACUUAGGCUAAGUGUCCUUUCUUUGAGAUGCGAGUUCUCUCAUGAGGUUUUCUUUAGGGUCUAAGUUACCUAAAAUGAAGCCUUUCUUACCUAUAGACUUCAGAUUCUGCUUGGAAUCCUACUGGAUCAAGAAGCACAGUUGUGCAGUUGUCUUUACACUAUAACAGUUAAACACAAUCUUACCAAGAUUUUGAAACCAUUGUCUGAUUUAUAGUCAGUGGGUUUUAAAAGAAAUCCACAUGCAGAUCUUGUAAGACUUAAGAGAUGAUCAUAGAAAAGACUAAGUGACUGUAAAGAUGCUCUUAUUUUGCAUCUCACUUUACCUCCCCAAGCACCCUCCCAAACCUUCCCUUCUCUCUCCUGUUUCAUCCCUCUCCCCUCCCCUUUCGCCCCCUGCUCCCCAGGUGCUCGGUACUUUACCAAGGUCUAUAUCUCAGUGUUUUAUGUUGGAGUUUUUCCUUGUUUUUAUUUUACUAGUUGGUAAACCCUGUUUGUGCUGAAAUAAAAAAGGAAAUGGUUGGUAUAUUUGACCAUAUGUGUUAUUCAUAGAAGACAGUAUGAUCAAAUGUGCCAAAAAUAAGCAAACAAAACUUAAUUCCUGACAAGUAUGCCUUAUUUUUUAUGAUCUGCUUUGUCUUAUAAUUAAGGUCCAAGAGUUUGGUUAAACUAUUAUUUGCCUAAGUAUACAAGAAAACUUGAAAUGCAUUGCAAUAUUGAUGUUCUUUAAAAUGAGAGACACUGUCAAGUAAUUUAAUCUAGAGAUCAGCCACCAGAUUUGAAAUGCCCAUAUAUAUGUGUGUGUGUUUGGUGUUGUUGUUUGUUUGUUUUUUUUUCUUUUAAAUCACCAAAUCUUUUUUAAAGCUACUUUUUAUUUGUGCCUCCUAUUUGUCAUGCUGAUGUUAGAAGCAGCAGUCAUCCAGCCACAGAGGGAGCUAAAGUUAACUAACCAGAACUGUAGAAAUCAUUAUACAUGCCUUUGACAACAAAGGAAGUUUAUAAGAAAAGCCAUGUUGGCUUUUCCUCCACUAGAUACAGAUUGGAGAUAGAUGAAUAUUUGCCAAAUGGAAAAAACAACAAUGCAAGUUAGGAAAGACAGACUUUUCCAGCUUCUCAAAAGCCAUGGAGAGUAGAAACCAAAACCAACAGGGAAAAUAAAAAACCUUGAAAGUCUCACUUUCUAGUUGUCCCAUGCAGGGGUUGAAAUUUGACUCAAAGUGGAAAAUAUAUAUCAGUGUGUUUUUUAGGUCUUCACAUCUGGAGAUGGAUAACUAUUCCAAUUUGAUUUUUCAGGUAAUGGAGAAAGCUGCUAGUAAUUUUAACCCCUGCCUAAAGAAGACAGAUAAUUUUAUUUGGGAGCAAAUACUUAUUGCCUUGAAAAUAGCACUGUAAUAGCCUAUGAUAAUUAGUUGUAGAAUUACCUUAUCCCUUUGAAACUAUGCAAAUUAUUAAACAAGUGUAAAUUAGGACUCAAUUAAAGAUAGUUGAUUAUAUUGCAAUCAGAUGGCAUUCACAAACUUAACUGGAGAAUAUACAAAUAAAAUCUAUUAGUCUAAGUUUUGUAUGCUAACAGAAAAAUAUAAUUUAGCUACCUAUUCUAAAAAUGGUUAAUAUUAUUAAUAUUGUAUAAUAGGACUGGGAAGACUGCCUCCUUUUUUGAAGAGAGAGAGAGAUAUUAAGGAUUUUUAUAAUUGUUUUUCAUCAAAUUUUAAUAUUUUUGUCAAAAUUUUAGGUAUUUAAUUUGUAAAACAGUUUGCUUUGUACUGGCAUACAGAAAAUAGGGUAUUGAUUUUAAACUUUUUGAAGCCAAGUGAUCAAGUACAUUUGUAAUAAAAGUCAAUGGAUCUA